AAAUACAUGGAAAUGUAGAUUCUAGACGGUGUUCAGUGCUAAGACUUAUAUUCUCAAAAUUUCUUAUGGUAUUCUAAAUGUACAAAAUUUAUAUUUUAUACUAACAAAUUGUUGUUGUGAAAAUUUUUCGAAACAUACAUAAUGGCGACUACCUAUAGAGCUGACUAUAUUCCGCACUGUAUUCCUGAUCCAAAUCCCAAACCUAUCGAGGAGGUAAAAGUAGAAGAACCAAAGCCAAAAACUAAGAUUUACAAGAUAUUUGGAGAAAGACAAGAUUGUCUUAAUGAAUAUCCUUACCGUUACCUAGACUCUGUAAUCACUGCGUAUCCUGAUGUGGUAGAUGUAAUAAGACGUUUGCCUAAAACAGAGCUUUGUAGGCGUAUAGACAGACAAGUAUUAUUAACCAACUAUAAUCUUGACUAUAAUAAGCACAAAGAGUACCCACUAGGUAUAUAUGAGACAAUGAAAAACGCAAUAGCCACUGGUGCACGUACUCUACCAUGCAGAAAACGUAAGCAUAUCUUAGUUCAAUUAGAGGAUUUAAGAAACGAAAUGAACACGACUUGUGCCAAAGCUUACAGAAGAGCAGAGUGCUUCGGUUGUUAUAGGGGCCAAGAUAGCGAACAUAGAAAAUUAAAAGAUGGACGGAUUUCUGAAUAUGCUGCAAGUAUAAGCCGAACUGGUUGCGUAAUAAAGAAGAAUAAAUUGCACGAUCAUAAGAAAUGCUAUAGGUCUACUUGUAUACAUGAACUACGCUACCCUUGUGCUAAAUAUGUUUAGGUUCACAUGUGUGGUAUUCAAUUAUGUAGAUAUAGUACCACAAUCGAAUGAACAUUGAAGAAACCAUUUCAGGAACAACAUUUAGAUGAAAGCCAAAUCGUAAUAUAAAUCUUUAAUCCUGCACUGUUUUUGAUGUUUGACGAUUUCGAUCCAUGUACAUUAAAUUUAAAAAUUUUUCUAAAUAAAAUACCCUCAAAAAACGUCUUA
Messenger RNA from Teleopsis dalmanni, 987 nucleotides. RefSeq lists its product as uncharacterized. The transcript has 2 exons. NCBI's taxonomy places the organism in Eukaryota, Metazoa, Arthropoda, Insecta, Diptera, Diopsidae. The record is from RefSeq and is a predicted model, not a curated record. Bases 142 to 780 code for a protein of 212 amino acids.